AUGGGAACUUUAUUAGAAGCAAACGGACCAGCUGCAAAUAAUCCCGGCUCGAAGGACCAAAACAUAUUUGAAAAUCGCGCCAGUACUAAAAAGAUAAUAAGGGUCGUAACUGUAAUCGCAUACUUGUUUUCCGUAAGUUUUGUUGCUAUUGUACUGAGUGCGUACUAUGUAUUUCUUUGGCAACCGCCAAAUCCACGAUUGAUACAUCGCGCCCAUACCAUGGAUAAAAUUCACGCUGAAUAUUUGGCUGAUAAUUUACCCCAUGAGUAUCCGAUUAAUGACAAGAUUGAUAAUAUUCGCAAUAAAAAUAACAAAAAAAGUGUUGGGGAAAUAUUCAAUUCAAUGAACAAUUUACGAAGUCAUUUAUUUCGCUUUCAUACUGUCGAUAAAAAUGACAAUAAUAGAAAUAUUAAAAAUAAUAAUGAUGAUAAAUAUGCGAAAGCUAUAAAUAUAACUCGAUUGAGAAAUCCAAUGAUUGAAAAAAUAUACCAUGACAGUGACAAGGUCACGACUUAUGAUUUACCGAGUGUUUAUGCUAUCAAUAAACAUCUUGAUCUUUCAGAUGAUAAAGAAAGUACUGAUAAAUCAAUGCUGUUUACGAAAAUCGAAAAUAGUACGGAAGCGACUGGUUCAUUUACACCCGAGCUUAAGACGGAAAUUAAUAAAUAUGAACAAGAAAUUACUAAUUCGGAAAAUUAUACCCGGGAACAUGAUGAAAUAAUAGACAAUGAUCUUGUUAGUCAAGCAACUGAAGUUGAUAAAUUCAAUUAUCAAGCAACGGAAAAUUUGGAUCAAGAAUUACAAGAUGAUAAAACAACUUUAAAUGGAACAGAAUUUUUAAACAAAUUAAAGUCAAUGUACACGACGAGUUCCGAUCAAGAAAAUAUGAAAGAUUCAAUGAAAAUUGAAACAACUGUCGAAUUAUUGUCGACAACAGAUUCAUUUAUAUCAAUUGUACAAGAGGAAACAUCUAAAUCAUAUGAUGCUGAUAUUGACCAAAUAGUUUUACCCGAGCGAUAAAAAUAAUAUAUAUAUAUUCAUAUAUUUAUUUAUAAUUUU
Molecule: messenger RNA, 1059 nt
Organism: Microplitis demolitor
Lineage: Eukaryota; Metazoa; Arthropoda; Insecta; Hymenoptera; Braconidae
Product: ABC transporter G family member 7
Exons: 2
Coding region: 1-1020 (339 amino acids)
Source: RefSeq, a predicted model, not a curated record